Olea europaea var. sylvestris is the source of this 2428-nucleotide messenger RNA. Its product is annotated as zinc finger BED domain-containing protein RICESLEEPER 2-like. Bases 206 to 2242 code for a protein of 678 amino acids. The transcript is spliced from 3 exons. Gene Ontology annotation, molecular function: DNA binding; protein dimerization activity. The record is from RefSeq and is a predicted model, not a curated record. NCBI's taxonomy places the organism in Eukaryota, Viridiplantae, Streptophyta, Magnoliopsida, Lamiales, Oleaceae.
AUCUUGAAUCCCACUCCCACCGUCUCUCACUCUCUGUGCCGGUCCCUUCAGCUCAAGCCUCAACGUUUCAUACCGUCCCAGAAAAUCCAUACAAUCGCCGACCCGGAGUUCUCAUACCGUCCGAUUUUGUUUGCUGCCUUCCAGAUUUCGAAUUUCGGAUUUAAUCAAGUUUCUUCUUAAGGUGAUACCAAUUCUAGAUUCCCAAAUGGGAGACAAAAAGCAGCCUAAUGAGAGGUCAGAAAUAUGGAAUCAUUUCACUAAGAUACUUGGGGGAGAAAGAGCAAAAUGUAAUUACUGUGGGAAAACAUUUAAAGCUGACACUAAUAGUGGAACUUCUAGCAUGUGGAAGCAUUUAAAAAUUUGUUAUGCAUAUAAGAACACUAAAAUUGAUGAAAACCAACCACUUCUCACUCGAGAAAACAAUGAUGGUGGUAUUAUGCCUACGGUGUUUAAUAAAGAAAUGUGUAGAAAAGCAUUGGUUAAGAUGAUUAUUAUUCAUGAAUUGGCUUUUUCCUUUGUGGAAGGUGUGGAUUUUAAGGAAUUUGUUCGUCAACUUUGCCCUAAAUUUGAUGUUCCUUCUCGAAGAACGAUUACUAGAGAUGUGCUACAUCUCUACCAUGAAACAAAGGAAUCGUUGAGGAUUAAAUUUAUUAAGGGUGGGCAAAGGAUUUCUUUAACCACUGAUUGUUGGACAUCAAUUCAAAACAUCAAUUAUAUGGUAGUCACAGAACACUUUAUUGAUAGAGCUUGGAAAUUGCAUAAGAGGAUAUUGAGUUUUUCUGUGGUUCCAAAUCAUAAAGGGAAGACAAUUGGGAAGAUUAUUGAAACGUGUCUGCUUGAUUGGGGAAUAGAGUGUGUGGGUACCAUUACUGUAGAUAAUGCAAACACAAAUGAUGCAGCGAUCGUUUAUGUGAGAAACAAGUUGAAGAAUUGGAAACCUGAUGAUACUAUGAUUUUAGAUGGCUCUUAUCUGCAUGUACGUUGUUCAGCACACAUAAUCAAUUUGAUUGUUAAAGAAGGGUUGAAAGAGUUUAAUCCAUCUAUAGAUAGUAUUCGCAAUGCGGUAAAAUAUUUUCGAUCAUCUCCUUCUCGGUUGACAAAAUUUAAAUGUUGUAUUGAAAGGGAAAAGAUUGCAUGCACAAAACUUGCUAUUUUAGAUGUUCCUACUAGAUGGAAUUCAACAUUCUUAAUGUUGGAUAGUGCAUUGAAUUUUGAAAAAGCUUUUGAAAGAAUGGAGGAAGAGGACGGAUUUUAUUGUAAAUAUUUUGAUGAAAAUGAAGGUGGAAAAGAAAAAGAGGGGCCACCUACAAGUUAUGAUUGGGAGAAAGCUAGAAAAUUUGUCAAGUUUCUAAGAACCUUUUAUGAUGUCACAUUGAAGUUUAGUGCUUCAUUGAGUGUUACUUCCAAUAUUUACUUCCAUGAAGUUUAUAAAAUUGAACAAAUCUUGAAGAAAAUGGGGGAGAAGCAAGAUUAUUUGCUAAGUAGUAUAGCAAAUAGCAUGAAAAUUAAGUUUGACAAGUAUUGGGGUAAAGUUGAUAAAAUGAAUAAGAUUUUGAUUAUAGCAGUUAUGCUUGAUCCUAGGUAUAAGUUAGAGUUUGUUGUACAUUGCAUUGGUAUUUUGUAUGACAGUGUUAAAGUUGAAGCUACAAAAAACGAGGUCAUAAAAUUAUUGUAUGCUUUAUAUAACCAACAAAAGGGAUGGCAACGUUCAAACAAUGGACCGAGUGGAAGCGGAAGUGGGGGUGAUGAAUCUAAUGAUGGAGUCACUUUGUUGGAGGAUUUGAAUGAUGAUGAUGAUUGGGAUGAUUGCAAUUUUGAUUUUGGGUACAAGAAAUUGAAAACUACCAAAAUGGAUUUUUCUGGAAAAGAUGAGGUACAACGAUAUCUAAUGGAAUCCACUGAAGAUGCUAGUGAUGAAAAUUUUGACAUUUUGAAUUGGUGGAAGAUCAAUAAAUCAAGAUUUGAAAUUUUAUUUGAGGUUGCAAGGGAUGUUCUUGCCAUUCCUGUAUCUACAGUUGCUUCUGAGUCAGCAUUCAGUACUGGAGGGCGCAUUCUUGAUCCAUUCAGGAGUUCUUUAACUCCUAAAACAGUUGAGGCCUUGAUUUGUACACAAAAUUGGCUAAGAGAAGAAUCUAGACUUUUGAAAGUUUCUCAAGAUAGAGUUUGCAUUGAAGAGACGGAGUUCUAUGAGAGCAUUGAGACAGAGUUUCUUAAUAGUGAGUAUGACAAGUCAAGCAAUUGAUGGAUAGUUGAAGUUUUAGUAUGAGUAUCUACGCAUUCUACUCUUUGGUAUUCGUAAAUUAAUGUUGUUGCCUUGUUGGACAACUUGUUAUUUACAUGUUAUUAAAUUUGACUAUGUUAAUUUGUAAAACUAUGAUUGAAUGUAUCAUUAGUUGUAUUUAUAUGGUGUUUUUAUAAAUAUUAAAAA